Molecule: messenger RNA, 1269 nt
Organism: Aspergillus piperis CBS 112811
Lineage: Eukaryota; Fungi; Ascomycota; Eurotiomycetes; Eurotiales; Aspergillaceae
Product: putative Cu-dependent DNA-binding protein
Exons: 3
Coding region: 358-1053 (231 amino acids)
Biological process (GO): intracellular iron ion homeostasis; positive regulation of transcription by RNA polymerase II; intracellular copper ion homeostasis
Cellular component (GO): nucleus
Molecular function (GO): RNA polymerase II cis-regulatory region sequence-specific DNA binding; DNA-binding transcription factor activity, RNA polymerase II-specific; copper ion binding
Source: RefSeq, a predicted model, not a curated record
UACCUACCACGACCACCACUAACUAAUCUCCCAACCGAGAUGAAGUGACAUCCCCAUCCAUGCAGUCGAUCCGUGGCUGUGCCAUCUCUCCCCCAUCUUGUGUCUAGCAGCUAGCCUAGCUACUCCCUCCCUACGUAGCUGUUUACCCUCUUUUCCAUCGCACCGUGAUUAUUUCCAUUCCCAAUUAAUUUUUUCUUCCUUCCCUUCCCUUCCCUAUCAUCACCUCCACCCACUUCUACGUAUAAAUCCUCCCUUCCCUCCCAUCUAGUUACCACCACCAUCAUGCCCAUCUGCUCCUCUUCCUCACUCCCUCCCUCCCUCUCUCUCCCCUCACCAUUCAAUCGUUAAUCCCCAGGAAUGCUUAUCGACGGCGAAAAGUGGGCGUGUGAAGCUUGUGUCCGCGGCCACCGUGUGACCACCUGCAAACACAAUGACCGACCCCUAAUUCGCAUCAACCGCAAAGGUCGUCCCUUUGCCACCUGCUCCAUCUGCAACUGCACCCCCUGCGAAAGCCCCGAAGAGCACGCCAAGCUCAAACGUGAGACCGAUCAUCAUCAUCCUUCUUCAUCCUCAAAACGAGCUGCUGGCCGAUCCCCGCGACUCUCCGCCUCUCCGUCCACCUUUCUCCCCAUUGCCCCGAGGCCGUCCGUUUCCCCUAGUACCAGCGCGACGAGUCCCAAUUCAUCACUUCCGGCUGCUGCUGCUAGCGCAUACGCUGCAGUGUCAGCCGCGGCGACUCUCCCAGGAAGUACGACAGCAACCGCAGCGGGAUAUCUCUCCCCACCACCCAUCGCAUCUCUCCCACCGUCAUUCUGCUCCAUGGCCGCCACCACUGACAGCAUGUCCAUGUCCAUGGUGAAUCCCCUGCUCGUGGAUGCGCAUCGCAUGUACAGCGACCUGGCAGUAUCCUUUGCGGACAGUAAUGCCAUCUACGCGCUGGAGGACAUGGGAUUGGAUGACGUCAGUGCAACCAUGCUCGCUGCCGAUCCCGUCUUCCAGGGGAACGACUGGGAUUGGUUACAUGAUGAUCACCACGAUGGUGGUGUGCUCUAACAUUUGUGGAUCCUCUUGGGUCUGCAGAUUAUUCACUACAAAGUAAUUACUCUGUGGAUUCGAGAGGGUCGUCUGGGUAGGGCGGUGGGAGGCCUGGGGUCCGAAAAUGAUGGGGUCGUAUAUGAUGUUAUGAGAAACGAAUUGUACCGAGAAAAUGGUAUGGACCAGUCGGGAUCAACAGGACCUAUCUACUUGCUCACUUUACUUGACCGGUUC